Bactrocera latifrons is the source of this 4016-nucleotide messenger RNA. RefSeq names its product protogenin (gene plum). The coding region runs from base 1 to 3939 and encodes 1312 amino acids. Gene Ontology annotation, molecular function: cell-cell adhesion mediator activity. NCBI's taxonomy places the organism in Eukaryota, Metazoa, Arthropoda, Insecta, Diptera, Tephritidae. The record is from RefSeq and is a predicted model, not a curated record. Gene Ontology annotation, biological process: dendrite self-avoidance; axon guidance; homophilic cell-cell adhesion. The transcript has 12 exons. Gene Ontology annotation, cellular component: plasma membrane; axon.
AUGUUUACACUUACGGUUCUUUGUAUUGCAGUUAACGCCAACGGUAAUAAAAUCAUCUCUGGACCAUUUAUGCAACUCGAUAAACCAGAAACAACACGACUAUUAGUCACCAAGCACUACUCACAUUAUCUACCGUGCUACGCCAGCAUCGAGAAGAACUACUACUAUCUUAGCAACGAUACAAAUUACUUUUACACCUGGUAUCGCAAUGACCAAAUUGUGGAGGCCCACAGCGGACGGAACGAGUUCAAAAUCUAUCGCAAUGGCACGUUACGUCUACCGCCCACUGAGCGCGCCGCUGGCGCUUAUCGCUGCAAAAUCAACGUCAACACUACGGCCAUACUUUCGGUGCUCAUCACCGUGGAAUAUCCGGUACUCAAACGCGUAACGGCUUCUACAAACAUUACCGCUGGGGCGGGUCAACCUCUCGUACUCGAAUGCCCUGUCGUAAGUGUGCCACCAGCAAAUAUUAGCUGGUUCUAUGGAAAAGUACCGUUAUCAAAGCAAUUCAAAGACAACAGGUAUUUAAUACUUGCCAAUGGCACACUGGUGUUACGGAAAUUGACUCUGGACGCAGCGGGGCGUUAUAAAUGCUUAGCACAGAAUCAGUUCGCCUCCAAAACGCUGUUCAGGUGGGCUUUCAAUGUGUUCGAUGAUCCCAUACCCACUAGCCAAAAUGAGCUCUUACCCAGUCUACAGAAUGAGACGCAGUACGUUCCAACGGGUGGCAGUUGUCUGUUACAUUGUUACAAUCAGAUCGACGGACCGCUGAUUGAGUGGUGGUAUCGCAGCACAUUGAAUAAUGCGGCGCUGAAGAUCAGUAAUCACAGUAAUGAAAUUGUUAUAGAGAACGCAAGCCAGUUGAAUCAAGGUUACUACAGCUGCAUAAGUGGACAAAGUAAUCAGACUUUUCAUGUGAUCGUUACCGCACCGCCGGUGAUCGUCGAGCCGCUUAUCUCGUACGAAAUACUGAUAACAGCUUCUUUGCAAUUUCGUUGCAACGCCACCGGCAAUCCCCGGCCGGUAAUAAGCUGGUAUCACAAUGGGGUUCCUCUCAAAAGUUCCUACACACGCUACAUUGUUGGCAAUGAACUGCAUUUACACUCCUUCGAUCCAAUUGAGGCGGGCAUUUAUCAAUGCUUUGCACGAAAUAUCGCCGGAGAGGUGUACAGUGCGGGCGAGUUGCGUUUCCGCAACAAAGACGAUGGUUUGCUGCUGAAGAAUCCACUGCAGAAUAUACGCUGCUAUGCGCUCAGCUUUAAUACGAUCAAUGUGACUUUUGAGAGCAACUUUUUUGAGUCGCUCUUCAUUGUGCACAUUGUGCAGAAUAAUCCGCAUCGUUGGAUCUCCCCAUUCGCACCGAUGAAACUAAAUCAUACCUCACAUUUGGUCAUCUCAAGUCACCUACCCGUUUACCGUCCCUUUGAGCUGAUCACACGCGUACUAGUGCCGACAUCGGAGAUACGCUUGGCCAACAAGACGCAACAACAGACAAUACUCAGCUCAUUAAGAAGCCCACCGGUGACAUGCUGCACGCAAGGCUUACUCUUACAUUUGGUACAUAUGGGCAAUGAUACGUUUGUCACUUGGUCACAGCCGGAAUUGAAGGGCAAGAAGUAUUUUAUACUCCAAUUCUCCGGCAAUCACACACAACCGCAUCCGCAGCAAUUGCUUAGUCAGCAUCUACGUGGCACUGUGCAGCACGUGGACCUCGCGCAGGAGGAUGUCGCUCAGAAGCUCUGUGAUAUUGAAGCGCUCAAUGAAGCACAGACGCGUGCGGUCUUGAGGAGCGCUCAGGCAGGUUAUAUUGAUAACAACAGUCAUGUGGAGUUGGAGGAAGAAAUUUUCAGUUUGGUAGUUUUGUCCAAUGUAACGGGUGUUUUGUUGGAAAAUUUCAAUCGCAUAAAAUUACGUGUCCUAAUUAUCACGCGUGAAAAUGAACAUCUAAAGCAGGACUUUCGCUAUGUUCAGUGGAAAACGAUCGAGAACGACACCAACGAGCUAGCCAACACACCGUUUCGUCUCAGCAUAGUGGAGUCACGCAUGCUUACCUUUCACUUUCACGAACAUUUCAAUGAAUCAUGCGUACACGCGUGUCACUGGCAGAUACAGUUCCCCAUUAUACGCAAAGAGGAGCCGAAAUGUGACCAACUGCCGAUAACCAAUUCACAAGUGGUUAUACGCGGUCUCAAGCCAUCCGAGCGUUAUCGUGUCAAUUUCUUCAGCUGCAAAACACAAACAUUCUAUGGACAAGUGGACAGGCAAACAUUGCCGGAUCCACCGGGAACGAUCAGCAAUCAACGCGUUAUACGACACAAUGGCUUAAAGUUGCUUUGGGAUCCACCUCUGCAGCCCAACGGCAAAAUUCAUCACUACAACAUACUGUGGACCUUGGGCAAUGUAACACACGAGGUUAACGUUUUGGACUGUACUGCAUGUUCCUUUAAGUUUCCGAAUAUCUCCGAGACGGCGAAAAUCAAUGUAACUGUGCGCGUUGUCGGCGAAACCGGUGUGGGCGCACCGAUUUUCAUUGACUUGCGUAGCAUAAGUCACCAUUCACUGGAGAUUGAAUGCCCUUCCAGCGAAUCGGAGGUCUAUAGCGGCGUUAUUAUCGGCUCACUGCUCUCUGUGGUUUGCGUAGUGGUCUUCGCCUUGCUUAUCAUAUUUCAAAGACGACGCUAUAAGGCGCGCACGCAAGGUCCCACACAUCUUAGCUCGCCAUCAGAGAUGAAUUUCGGUAAUCUGAAUAAUCCCAGUAUACCCAGUGAAAGUGCUGGUGGCCUAAGCGGCAGCACCUUCCAACAGGAUUGUCAUGAAAUGCAGACGUUGAUACCGAAAAGUGGUCGCUAUGUCGACAUACAUGCCGCACGUCCAAAAGAGUACCAAACCACGCAACUACCGAAUGGCAAUGGUAAUGGUAAUGUUGUGCGACGUCAACUCACUGUCGAAGUGGAGCCAAAUCCCAAUGCCACACAGCACGAUUAUGAGUUGGAUGGGCGGGCGAACAUAUCGCAGCUGCCGCUGUGCAGCUCAACGCCCGAAAAGGCACCACCGGAUGGUGCACAUCCCUUCUUCAUACCCUUCAAGCAGACGCCGCCCAAUACCGUGGCCACGGCGCUGCCCAAACAUAGUUCCUCAAGUAAUUAUGCCAACAAUGGCGGUGAUGCUGGCGCGGGUGAUGCAAGCGGUUAUGUCGUGCCGCCCAACACGCUGCCACUCAUGUCAACGCCACCAACUACGCUAGCGCUCGGCGUAGCCGGCCAACAGCGCAGCGGCAGUUUUAGCAGUAACAGCUGUGGCGGUAGCAGUGGUCCUAACGGUAGUCGUAGUAGUAGUAAUAGUAGUAAAAAACAGUUCCAUGCGAAUUAUUCCAAACAUUCCAAAUCGAAUGAUGUGAUCUGUCUGCUCGCGGACGAAGAGGUCGCGGCAACAUUGACGCCCACCAGCGAAGCUGCCGUAGCGGCCGCACUAACAAAUGGUUUUAAGGCAGCAACAGUGGCCAGAACGGCAGCGAGUGCGACAGUGGCAGGCGAUGCGGCUGGUAUAGCAACAACUAAGGCAGGCGCUUGGCAAAAGCCUGCAAUGCUGACCACAACUAUUGCCACCAUGCAUGCGCCCAACCAAAAAAGUACUUCUACAAUUCUAGUUAGUCCCGCCAAUCAGCUGAAACGCGGCGCUUCGGUUAAGCUGAAAAAAUCCACUGCGGACAAUAAUAAGUCGCGCAACAAUUCCAUAGUUCCUGCCUUUGGAUCAAUGGCUGCCACAGCCAAAGCCACUGCUGCAACGGCCGCGUCAGUGAAUCCAUGGUCCACGACAGCGCCGCCGUUUACCGCGGCUGCAACGUCAGCGUCUACAUCGGCGUCGAGCAGUAAUAGCAAUGCUUUUAGUGUGGCGAUCAGCGGCGCGCAUCGUCGUCUCAACGUCGACCCGAACGGUUGAGCGCAUGCGCUAAGUAUAUGUAUACACACACACACACCUACAAAAGCUAAGAAAUUUCAAGUUUCGCGUAAGUAAAC